AUGUCACAAGCACUACUUGAGUUUGCAGAACCCUUUCUCUCCAAGGUAGAAGCCAUGGUACAUGCGAUUGCAGCUGAUGUUCCUGUCGAAACAGACUGGGCACAGUCUUCGUUUGGGUCUUGGUACAACCACCCUCGUCAGCAUGGAGUGGAACUCACCAUUUUGGCUAGUAUUUAUGGGUGUGCAACCUACAUCUUUUUCCGUCGUCUAUUACGACCCGGUACCGAGAAUUAUAAAUUAUUGACAGAAUUCGAACCAGCCCAUAAAAGAGCGAGUUUAACCGAGAGAGCCUUGACAUUCUCCCUUAUUUGCUCUCUCUUGAUGACCUUGACACAUAAAAUCAUUCGUAGUCGAGUUUGGUUCAUGAUGCAACCAUGUCAUAUGAGUGGUCUCUUGCUACUGAUCACUCUAGUUUACCCAAACAAACGAUCCCCUAUCCCGCAUGUCUUUUUUAACAUUUAUCUGCAUUUGCAAUGGGGUGCCUUGGCCGCUUUAGCAUUUCCUGAUCUACGAGAACAUACCUUGAUUGGAGAAACAUUCAACUUUUUUGCAGAACAUAUUUUACUGCUCGUGGUGCCUGUUUACAUGAUCUACAGCCGUCGCUAUGCUGUUCUCCCCAAAUCAAAGGAGAUCUUAUUUCUAUCCUUCUUUUGUUACAGUUUCUUUCACACACCUGUUCUUCACAUCAUUUCGCUCAUCUCUGGCUUCAACCUUAACUACAUGUUUGCCCCACCUCCCAGUAAGUUUUUUUUUUAUGUCUCUUAUGAUUGA
This is a messenger RNA of Mucor mucedo, 771 nucleotides long. Its product is annotated as TMEM164 family-domain-containing protein. The coding region runs from base 1 to 771 and encodes 256 amino acids. The record is from RefSeq and is a predicted model, not a curated record. NCBI's taxonomy places the organism in Eukaryota, Fungi, Mucoromycota, Mucoromycetes, Mucorales, Mucoraceae. The transcript is spliced from 3 exons.